This is a messenger RNA of Leptomonas pyrrhocoris, 2628 nucleotides long. RefSeq names its product mitochondrial edited mRNA stability factor 1. NCBI's taxonomy places the organism in Eukaryota, Euglenozoa, Kinetoplastea, Trypanosomatida, Trypanosomatidae. The record is from RefSeq and is a predicted model, not a curated record. Bases 193 to 2628 code for a protein of 811 amino acids. The transcript has a single exon. Gene Ontology annotation, molecular function: protein binding.
AGAAACUUCAGCUUCCCGCUGCCGUCGUUGUCGCUGUCUGUGUGUGCGUGUAUGUGUGUGGGGGCAUCUCAAGCCACACUAGUGAACGAGUCGCACAGCAGGCAGACCGCUUGGGAGGAAAAGGCGAAAGGGAUAUAUUUAUAUAAGUAGUUUUGCUUAGUGAGGCACGAAAGGACAAGCAAAGAGCACAGGAUGAUGCGCCGCUCUAGUGUGCGGUGCCACCGCACAGGCAAGGCGCGCGCCUUUGUCAUGCACGACCCAUCUCUGAAGCUGCUGCGGGCCGGCAGUGGCUUCCAGCCGCUCAAGCGCAUGGGCAUGCCCUCGCAAAACACCUUGGGCUACCGACAGGUGGACGACUUCUACGCAAAUAAUCAGUACCAGCACGCCUGGCCGCUGCUGUCACACGACGACCUUGGCAACAGCGACCAGUCGAACCAGACGAAGAACAUCCUGUACUCCAUGUACAUGCCGAAGCGCAACAAAGGCACUGCGCCGUGGUUCCGCGGUGCCGACACGUACUCCGUGAAGUACUGCGAACAGGGCCGCUACGAGUACCAGCGCUACCUGAUGAUCAACCGCUUCCCCAGCGAGUACAAGAAGCACUUUCUGCGUUUCCUGGGCAACAUCCGCGGCGGCGGCGCACCCAACGCGAUCCCGCAGGAGACGCUACACUGGCUGCUCCGCAUGAUCGUCGACAACUUCAACCCACAGCACGUGCACUACAUCGCGGCGAUGCGGACCCUCCAAGACGCAGGGGAGCUGGACAUGGCGCGUGAUGUGUGGAAGAUUAUGGAGCGGCAGCAGACCUGGCCGGACACGGCAACGUUGAUUGCCUACUUAGACGUCUGCGUGGAGGCGGGCGAGAAGACGUGGGCCGCGGAGGCGUGGAACCGCUACUGCACGGAGCUGCGCUUCCUCCAGGACGGCGACGUCGACCCGAAGCCGAUCACCCGCACGCCCUUCUCGCUGACCCGGGAGGAGCUGCUGUACCUUCCUAAGUGGAAGAAGCACUUCGACCACGACCCGAACCUCGACGUGCCCGACCUGAACCGCUUCAAUCGCACGCGUGAAAUAUAUCUGCGCAUGGCGAAGGUGAUGCUGGCAGGCGAUGACGUGCCCAUGUUCGAGCACUUCUUUGCGAAGCUAGAGGCGGCGAUGCUGACGACGCCGACGCCGGUGCCGGAGCCGCCGAACCCGCACCUGCUGCGGCGACCGCGCUGGGCCCCGUACGAACACCAGAAGUCACUUCACGCCUCGCCGUGGCGCAUGGAAGACAACGGCCGAGUCAUGGCCCUCGGCCCCUCGCACACCGCCGAAGACGAAAUGCAGUCGCGCUUCUUCAGCAAUCCGCAGUUCCUCGUGCACGCCGUAAAGGAAGUCAUCGGCGUGGUGCUGCGGCGGCACAUGGCGAUGCAUCCGGAGGCAACGGACGGGCAGACCGCCGCGCCGGCGUUCUUUGAGCUGACGCCGACGGCGCAGGAAACGCUCGCGCUGUGUGACGGCCUUGUCCAGCGAUUAGUGGAUCGCCUAGAGACGAAGCUCGGCAAUAUGGACACCUCCGCGCUGCUCUCCACCUGCCUGUGUGUGCGCCGUGUCGUGUGCAAGCAGUCCGGCCAGGCACUCGCCGACUACGCAGAUCAGUUCCUUUCCAAGAAGGCAACGCUGAGCCACGACGGCGCGAAGGAGUCGCUGACGGCGCCGAAUUACUACCAAAUUCUCGCAGCGUACGCCGAUGCGAGCGCCUACUCCUACAACGCCAAGGCGCGGCAGUACACGUACGCCCCGGCUUUUCGGCCCAUCGAGGUGGUGCAGCAGCUGAGCCGCACGCUGACGGAAAUCACGGCGAACCCGCACGUAGCGUGGUCGGCCGAGAUGCACCUGCAGGUGAUCCGCACCCUCGUCGGCUGCGGCACCAUGAAAGCAAACGCCUACUUCGUGGACAACGUGCUGCGGCAGUUCCGGUGGGACAGUCGCUUUCUCGAGGCCCUCUACGCCGAGUACCGCCGCCAGGACAGCGUCGACAUGUGGGCCGAGCUGACGAAGCGAGCGCUGAUCUGGACGGCUCGCUACAACGUCAUCGCGUCGGAGCGGCUGAAGCGGCUAAUCGAGGACGACUACGACGUCAUUCACGUGCAGACCCGCUCCUUCCGCGAGCUGGCCGUGUUCCAGUUCCGUGACGUGGAGGAGAAGCGGCACGCCCGCAACGUGGUGAAUGAACUGCCGAACCCGUGGAUCGACUACGUCACACACGCGCUGCCCUUCCCCGACCGCGACGCCGGCUACCCGGAUGAGUACGGCGACAUUGGUCAGUGGCGUGCCCCGGGAGGUCCGGGAUCUCCGGUGAAGGGCCCGGGAUACUACGCACCGCCGAUGGAGGGAGAGCACAUGCGGGGCUACACGGCGGAGUGGCGUGAUUUGAAGAACCCGAUGAAGCCGCCCGCCUUCCCGGAGCCGUGGGACCGCAAGUACAAGCAGUACGCGCGUGGUCAGCACCCAUCGUACGACAUGGUGUACGCGGGCCCGAUGCCGGAGAUCUUUCCUGGUCGCCGCGACUUCCGCAAGCCGACGCGGUGGGACUACCACGACGUGGAGAAGCAAGGCAAAUUCAAGAUCAGCGGUCCUUACUAA